This is a messenger RNA of Lacerta agilis (Sand lizard), 3005 nucleotides long. It is a transcript of the gene MAPKAPK5, whose product is annotated as MAPK activated protein kinase 5. The coding region runs from base 451 to 1872 and encodes 473 amino acids. The transcript has 14 exons. The record is from RefSeq and is a predicted model, not a curated record. Gene Ontology annotation, cellular component: cytoplasm; nucleus. Lineage: Eukaryota; Metazoa; Chordata; Lepidosauria; Squamata; Lacertidae. Gene Ontology annotation, biological process: peptidyl-serine phosphorylation; protein autophosphorylation; negative regulation of TOR signaling. Gene Ontology annotation, molecular function: calmodulin binding; calcium/calmodulin-dependent protein kinase activity; ATP binding.
ACGCGUCCCCGCUAGAGUUGCUCGGCAGAUCAGGCGCGGCUGCCCUCGGCGGGGGCGAAGCUGUGGCAAUGGCUGGUGGCUCCUUAGCCGGAGUCGAGCCUCGGCGCCUGAGGCGGAGCCCGGAUUAGGAAAAGCUGAGGCGGCGGCGGCGGCGGCAAUAAUUUCCUCCAUCCCCUCAUUUACCUCAGCCUCCCCGCCGUGAGGAAAGGCCCCUCGCGCCCUCUUCGCUUUCCUUCCCUGGCUGGGUGGGGAUGAGGCGGCAGCCCGGCGGAGGAGGCGGUGGCGGAGGGGGCAGCAGCAGCAGCAGCAGCGGCGCCGGCAGCGGCGCGGGCGGCGACAACAACAACGACACCGACGACACCGACUUGGAGGGGCGGCCCCCCGCCUAGCCCGGCCCCGCUCCCCCUCCUUCCCCACAGGCUCCCCUCGCCGGGCCUGAAGCGGCGGAGGAUGUCGGAGGAGCCUGACGCGGACAAGAUGAUUAAGGAAACUUCUAUUUUAGAAGAAUACCAUAUUAACUGGACUCAGAAGCUGGGAGCUGGUAUCAGUGGUCCAGUAAGAGUCUGCAUGAAAAAAUCGUCUCAAGAACGGUUUGCACUGAAGAUCCUUCUCGAUCGCCCUAAAGCUAGAAAUGAGGUCCGGCUGCACAUGAUGUGCGCGACACAUCCCAAUAUUGUCCAGAUUAUCGAAGUUUAUGCGAACAGUGUGCAGUUCCCUCACGAGUCAAGUCCAAGGGCUCGGCUCCUAAUUGUAAUGGAGAUGAUGGAAGGGGGCGAACUGUUUCACAGAAUCAGCCAACAUCGGCACUUUACUGAGAAGCAAGCAAGCCAAGUAACAAAGCAGAUAGCUUUGGCUUUGCAACACUGUCAUUCUUUAAACAUUGCGCACCGAGACCUCAAGCCUGAGAACCUUCUUUUCAAGGAUAAUUCUUUGGAUGCCCCAGUGAAGCUGUGCGACUUUGGAUUUGCGAAGGUGGACCAGGGUGACCUGAUGACACCGCAGUUCACUCCUUAUUACGUAGCACCUCAGGUACUAGAGGCACAGAGAAGGCAUCAGAAAGAGAAAUCUGGUAUCAUUCCUACCUCGCCAACGCCCUACACUUACAAUAAGAGCUGUGACUUAUGGUCCCUGGGUGUCAUCAUUUACGUGAUGCUGUGCGGCUACCCACCUUUCUACUCUAAGCACCACAGUCGGACAAUUCCCAAGGACAUGCGGAAGAAGAUCAUGACAGGGAGCUUUGAAUUUCCAGAGGAGGAAUGGAGCCAGAUCUCUGAAAUGGCAAAAGACAUGGUGCGCAAGCUGCUGAAGGUGAAGCCGGAGGAAAGGUUGACAAUAGAAGGUGUCCUGGACCAUCCUUGGCUGAACUCCACGGAGGCUCUUGAUAACAUUUUGCCCUCCGCCCAGUUAAUGAUGGACAAGGCAAUGGUUGCUGGGAUUCAGCAGGCACAUGCAGAGCAGCUGGCCAACAUGAGGAUCCAGGAUCUCAAAGUCAGCCUCAAACCCCUCCAUUCUGUCAACAACCCUAUCCUGCGCAAGAGGAAGCUGCUGGGAACAAAACCAAAGGACAGCGUGUAUAUCCACGAUCCUGAGAACAGCAGUGAAGACUCCAAUGUCGCCCUGGAAAAGCUCCGUGACGUGAUUGCCCAGUGCAUCCUGCCACAGGCUGGUAAAGGUGAGAACGAAGACGAGAAGCUGAACGAGGUGAUGCUGGAGGCCUGGAAAUAUAACAGGGAGUGUAAAUUGUUGCGAGACACGCUGCAGACCUUCAGCUGGAACGGCAGAGGAUUCACAGACAAAGUGGACCGACUAAAACUUGCAGAAAUUGUGAAACAAGUUAUUGAAGAACAGACAAACUCCCAUGACUCUCAGUAGCUGGAGCUGCCUAUUCUUAACAAAGCAAAAACACCCCUCCUUUUUUUUUAAAAACCAUUUGAGAUUUCUCCUUUAAAAUGUAAAAAAGUAUUUUUAUGUAAAUUAAUAAAUCACAAUUAUUUCAUUUAAAUUUUCAUGCAGCUUGAGAAAUGCUGUAUUAUAGAUGUAGAUAAUGAGAAUCAUUGGUACUGUAAUAUUUUUUUAAAAGCUCAGUUCCUCAGAAUAUAUAUAUAUAUAUAUAUAUAAUAUAAUUUUUAUGUACCGUUUAACACAUGACUGUUAGACGGGGCAAAUUAUGAUUGUCUUCUUUUCAAUAACCAGAUGCUGUCUUCUUUCCCUCCAGCUGCCUGUAUCAAAUAGUUAACAGCCUGUAUCACUUAGCCUUGUUCUAUUUCUGCCCUUUGCAUUCAGCUCAGUAAAUUACUUGAACUUAGCACUGAAGGAUACGAACAGCAUGAUUGUCCUUUGUAACUUUUCUUCCAAGGCACCUGCUUUGACGGCAGAAGAGCUGGCUGUGGAGGGUGACCCAAAGACCCUCUAGUCACUGCAGAGGCAGCCUGCCUGCUCCUGGGUCUCUUGAGUUUCAUGCUGCCCCCCUGCCCCACCCACCCUGCUUCUGAAGCUGAAAAAGGACAGAAACCAGCCCUCUAAUCUGGAUAGGUUGGUUUUCUUCCUUUCCUUUUUUUAACAAAUUCAUUUAACAAAGAUCUGUACAUAUUUCUAGUUUUUUAUCUUGCGACACGUUUGCGUUUUACGACUUGACUGAGGACGGUUUUAUAGAAUUAUUUUGGUACAACCCCUUGUGCCGUUUAGCGUGUAAAGUGCCGCUUCAAGGCUUCUUAGGAGCUGUUGACUUUUUCAUGUGGAUACUUUUUCAUUGCUCACUUACUUCUGGGGUUGUUUACACUUGGGUUUCCUGAGCCAUAUUGCCUCAUCAGUUGCUAUGCUCCAUUUUUUUGUCCUUUUACCGCUAUUUCGCUCACUGCUCACUAGCUGCCUCUGCCAUAAUUUUGUGUAAGUCAGGACUGGAACCCUUGCCUAACAAGGAUGCUGUCUCGCUGUGUAACAGCCUUUUUCUUAGUUCUUUCCAACAAUUCCCAGUGGAAAGUAUUAAACUGAUUGGUAAAUUUUAA